GCUAUCACUCCAGAAUUCAUUAUGCAUUUUAAAAUAUGGGCUGUCAUUAGGUACAGAAUUGAUGGUUAUAUUCGCAUUGGGUUCUAGGUUUCUAGUGGAAAUUUGUGGUUGCAUUUGAGCCUGCAAAUUGAUGUGACAAGAGAUUGAUGCGGCACUCCACAUCGAGGAACCAGAGUACUAUAACGCUGCCAUAUGGCCAUUGCGUUCCCCCAACAUUAUUAUAUUGGAUCUAAACUUUUAAUCCUGAGAAUACGAUAACAACUUCACAGCAAUCGUAUGUUCAAUUGCUCACGACGUCCUGUCAUAUCGAGCUGGAUUUUUCGCAUGCUCUACUACUUUAUUUUAGCUACGUCUAUCGACGAAAGAUUUGCGGACAUGAAGAAGAUUCCAUUUUUUUUGCUUUAAAAUUAAUCAGGUGGUUCUAAUUGACCAUUCCUUCGUAUAUUAUAGAUGCGGAACAAAGAUGUGCCGUAGGCCUAUCGUUUGUCCGCCUUCUGCGUAUUCAUACCGAUUAAUAAUCUGAAGUGAGCAACUGUGCCACUUUUCAUUCGACACCGCGUCUACCUUAUUUAAGACCGGAUCCAUAUCCUUUUGUGCAUCAUUUUUCAUCAUAACCAAAAAGCCAAUCUUCGCAAGAAUGCCGUCUACUUCACUGUACUACCCGAUCCUUGCUAUCCCAGCACACCAAGUCUUUUCAUUCAUCAUUCAUACGUAUGCAAUGAGAACCUUGCAGUCAACCGGUUACAGAAUCAACAGAGCAAACCCUCGUGCAGGCGUCACGCCUUCCGCAACGCAAGGAAAGGUACCCGAUGCUAUCUACCAAAAGUAUCAGCGCGCAAAGGCCGCGGAGACGAACCUCGUUGAGUACAUGCCGGUCUUUGCUUCGGCCGUCCUGGCAAGUGUCUUCGCGAACCAAGCGACUUCUGGAGAUCUCAAUGCCGGCGGUGAUGUGACUGGGUUGACGAAUUUCAUUGCUACGUGGUAUGCGCUCAGAGUUGCGUACGUCACUGCGUACAUCGGAACCAAGAAUGCAAAGUACGCGACCAUUCGAAGCAUUUUUUGGUUCUUGUCGCUUGGGCUUGUCGGAUAUCAGUUCUAUAAGGUGGCAGAUGUGCUUUGAAGAGGGUGACCAUAAGAUUAAAUCUAUC
Periconia digitata is the source of this 1148-nucleotide messenger RNA. The record is from the annotation of a GenBank genome assembly. NCBI's taxonomy places the organism in Eukaryota, Fungi, Ascomycota, Dothideomycetes, Pleosporales, Periconiaceae.